AUGAAAUUGUUAAUUAUUGUUUUAUCGAUGGUAAUAAUCCAUGCAAGUGAAUCAAUUGUACUUCUGUACGAUACAGAAAUAGGUUCUGGCAAAGAAGAAACUCAUUGUAUUUAUUAUGUUAAAGAUUUUACUAUAAAAUACUGUGUUCGAAUAGAAAAAGAUUGGGAAAUGUUUCCUUAUAACAAUAAUUGUUCAAAUGGUGAACAAUGGAAAUUCUCAAAACUUCUUCAUGAAAAUAUUUCACCUUGGGACGUUUUAUCAUGGAGUUCAAGUACUGGAAAAGCAGAAAAUUAUGCUCGUAUUUAUUAUAAUCGAUCGAUUAAAUUUGAUGAAAAUGAUUUUCUAUGUAAAUGUACAGAACAAUCAUCAUUUGGUAUAGAUUGUGAAUAUAAGUUAUUGUUCAAUUCAUCAAUGCUUAGUGAUGCUAUACAAAUCACUUUCGAACAAAAAGAAAAUACCGAUGGUCAUCAAAUGUACGGUAGUAUUAUAUGUUAUGAGACAUUAAUUUGUAAUUACGGUAUGUUAUGUCUUGAUUGGAGAAAUAUUUGCGAUCGAAUGCAAAAUUGUAUGAAUGGAAUUGAUGAAGAAAAUUGUCAUUUAUUAGAAUUUAAUGAAUGUGAAAUUGAUGAAUAUCGUUGUAUGAAUGGAAUGUGUAUUCCACAUGAAUAUUGGCUUGAUGGUCAAUAUGAUUGUAUGGAUUGGAGUGAUGAAUUACCCCCUCCUCCAUUAUCGUUAACGGAUUGUGCUCUUAAACCAUUAAUAUUCGAUUGUGAUGAUCAUCUAUGUUUAGGUAUGACUUGGUCAUGUGGAGACGGACAAUGUAUUUCCAUGUUAACUCGUCAUAUCUAUCAAUCAUUUUUUUCAAGAGAUUUAGGUUGUUACAGUAUGCGAGAAUAUUAUGGAAUGUGUGAAACAGCUGCUCAUACAUCACUAUGGACAAAGGAGAAUGGUCUUUGCGCCAAAUCUGGUUACGACCAUAAGUUUUUAACCCAUCCUACUGUAGAUCACUUUUGUACUUAUCUAAUACGUUGUGCUCUAUCUAAAGGCGCUGAAAUUCGUUGCCCAUGUAAUGGUGUAAAUUGUAGUAUUUUAUUUAUUGAUUUCUGUAACGACGCCGGUGCAUUUAUAUAUCCACCGGCCGGUAUUAUUCGUCCAUGGCUCUUGAAUGCGUAUCUUGUUGAUAGAAGUUGGGAAAAUACUUUACCAGACCGUAUGUACGUUUUCGGAAGUUAUCGAUGUCGAGGAUUUAUGGGUAAUAUAACAAUGUUUGAUCGUUAUUUUUUUCCUGCAGAUAAUCACCUUAGUACCGCUAUUCUCGAACGCACUAUAUGUAAGCAAACUCCAUUGAAGAAUCGAGAUUCUCAAUCAUUAUAUCAGUACUCAAAUACAUGUUGGAAUGAUUCAUUGACGUUCAAUGGCCAACCAUAUGCUUUUAGUGAUUUUUGUCAAUCCAAAUCUGAAUGUUACUCACAAUAUCGAAUUCGAGAUGGUUAUGGUGAUUGUUAUAAUGAAGAGGAUGAAGGAAAUCAUUCAAUACCACAAAUAAAUUAUUGUCAUCGUAUUCAACAACACCGUUUUCAAUGCUCUUCUCAACAACUAACUUGUCUUCCAGCAAGACUUUUCGUUGAACUCAUUAAUCUAAAUGUCGGUUGUGUAAAUAAAUAUGACAAGUUCAUCAAUGGUAAUGGUCGUGCAUUAAAUACAAUGAUGUGUAAGGAAGAUAAUGAUUAUAAUGAAUGUCAAUCACUUCGAUAUUAUAUUGGUAAUUCAUCUAUUAUUAAUGGAACAUUUAAAGAUGAUCAAGAUGAGGAUAUAGAUCGUAGUUCAACUUUGAAACCUUUUCGAUAUUAUUGUGAUAGUCUCUGGGAUGAAGCAAUAACACACACAGAUGAAGAUUCUUCGGAAUGCCAAAUGUGGAUUUGUAAUGAAAAACAAUUUCAAUGUCGAACAGGUCAAUGCAUUGAAUUAGAAUGGGUAUGCGAUGGUGAAUGGGAUUGUUCAGAUGCAUCCGAUGAAUUUCAUCUUAACACUAGUUUGUCUGAUCACAAUAAAAAUCUUGUCGGUUUAAAUGAACGCAAGACAAAGUGUCAAACAUAUAAUGCACUAUUACCCUUUUCUGAUAUUUGUAUUUUUGAUUAUGAAUAUCCUUGUUAUCGAUCAAACGUUUCUAAUCCAUUAGAUAUUAAUAAAUAUCGGCCAUGUAUUAAUCAUACUCAAAUCGGUGAUCGGAUUGAAGAUUGUUAUGGAGGAAUAGAUGAAAAGAAUAUGUUUGAAGAUUGUCAAUCAAAUAUGCUUGGAUAUACUCUUCGAUGUGGUGACAAAUGUCAAUUCUAUACUACUGCAUGUUUACAAGGAGAUUGUAUGACAUCAUUGUUGUGUUUCUAUAGAAGUGAAAAUACAUCAUGGUGCUCAAAAGAAAAAGAUGUCAUUUGUCUCAAUGGGACAUGUAUUCCAGAUGGUCGAUGUGAUAAAGUUCAUCAAUGUUUACAUGGAGAAGAUGAAUAUUGGUGUGCAUUGGACACUUCAGUAAUGACUAUCUUUUAUCGACAAAAUAAAAGAUCAUUUCAACUUCGACAUAUCCCGGACGUACAUUUAAUGAAUUUUCCAAAAGAAAAUCACUCAGAUUUUCAAAUAAAUACAAAUCAACAAGCAGAUUUCAGAGAUAUACCUUCACAAUUGCCAGGAAAAAAACUGAAUGAUUUAUUCUAUAGAUGUAAUCAAGGUUUUCCUGCUUAUAUACCAGUUAUACAUACUUUCUACUGUUUGUGUCCACCUACUUAUUAUGGUUUUUUCUGUCAAUUAUUUUCGGAUCGCUUAUCCGUCAUUACUCAUCUUGAUUUAACAACAUUACCAAAUGAAUAUUUAACAAAUUCAUUCAUCAUAGUUGCCACAUUACAUUUGAACAACACAAUUGAAGAUCAUCAUUUGUUUUAUAUUAAUCCAACUAUAUUAACUCACAAAUCUUUGAAAGAACAUUUUUAUCUUCUCUAUUCUCGAUCAAAUAAUUCUUUGCAAUAUAAAAGAGAACGAUAUUUUAAUGGUACUGAUAUUCUCAAUCAUCAUCCAUAUUCUGUACAUUUCGAUAUAUUUUCUUUAACAAAUGAUCGAAUUGAUGAACUUGGUUCUUUUAUCUAUCCAAUUUAUUUUGAUUUUCUACCUGUUUUUCGUCUGGCAACUAUCUUAAGAUUUCCAUCAUGGUUUCGUAAUUCUACUCUUGAUCCAUGUUAUUCAGAUCCAUGUAAUGAAAAUUCGUCGUGUAUACCCAUCUUAAAUCAAAAUAAUUCUUUCCGAUGUUCAUGCAAAUCUGGCUACAGUGGAAACAAUUGUCAGAUUUCUCAUCCUGAAUGUGAAUCGUAUUGUGCUCCUACAGCUUUCUGUCGGCCUGGCUAUCGUGGUGAGAUCAAUGGUCCAACAUUGCCUCUAUGUAUUUGUCCAUUGGGUUCUUUUGGACCUCGUUGUUAUAUACGAAAUGAAGCAUGUAAAUCAAAUCCAUGUGGAAUGAAUUCGACGUGUCAUGCCACGUAUGAUCCUAGUGGUGAAAAACCAUUCUUCUGUAUAUGUCCUCAACAAUAUUAUGGUGAUCAAUGUCAAUAUGAAAAAGUUCCUGUCUAUAUUCAAAUGAAUCUAACAACUUUAACAGAUAUAGCAGUAAGUGUUAUUCAAUUUUAUAACAUAACAACGUCUGCAAUAUCACUAAAAUUACUUGAUCAGCAAGUCACACAUGGUAUACCUAAGAUUAUUCGAUAUAAUCAUUCAAAAGAAACAUCCCCACCGAUUGCUCUUCUCAAGACUUAUGAUAAAUUAACUAAUUGGAAAUAUUUUAUUCUUUAUAUUCAAUCAAAAUCAACUAGAAUUAUCAAUAUAACUUCAACACCAAAAGAAUGUCCAAAUGUACUGAUUUUACUUUCUCAAAUGAAUAUAAAAUCAUUGAGUACAACGAAUAUCUUUCGAUAUCAUCAGAUUUGUCGAAAUAAUACCAAUCAAAUAUGUUUUUAUGAUCGAAAUUAUUUUUGUUUCUGUCGACAAAAUCAUUACGGUGUUAAUUGUUUUCAAUAUGAUCUUCUUAUUGAUAAAUGUAAUCAAUGCUUUUUGAAUGGAAAAUGUAUAAAAGGUGAUUUAGAAGAUGCCAAUGAUUUCAUUUGUCUUUGUCGAUCAUGCCAUCAAGGUCGUCUUUGUGAAUUUAGUUUAGAAGCUUUUGGUUUUACUUUAGAUUCAUUAUUAAUUUCAAGCUUAACAAUUAUUCAAUCUAUUUAUAUUGGUCUUGCUUUUGUUCUUUUUAUUAUUGGAUUCUUAACUAAUUUAUGUGCAUUUGUAACUUUUAAACGAAAACCAUCUCGAAAAUUUGGUGUUGGAAAUUAUCUUUUAGUUACGACUAUUCUUAAUCAAUUAAGUUUAGUUUGUUUAUUAUUUAAAUUUCUUCAUGUUCUUCUUGGAGCAAAAGGAAAAACAAAUGAUAUAUCUUGUAAAAUCAUUAGUUAUCUUCUUUCAAUUUUGACUCGUUCAACAUAUUGGUUAACAAGUUGGGUAACAAUUGAUCGUUUAUUUAUUGUUCUAUAUCCAACAUCAUCUAUAUUGAAAAAACCUAUGAUUUCAAUUUAUAUGAUAAUUAUAACUCUAUUUAUUCUUUGUCUUAUGCAUUUUCAUGAAAUUUUAUUUUAUAAAACAAUUCAUGAACAACCAAAUUCAUCAACUUUAUUAUGUAUUCCUCGAUUUGAUGAAACUUCUAUUGCUAUUUAUAAUCGAGUCAAUACAUUAAUACAUUAUCUUCUACCUUUUUCUAUUCAAAUUAUUUCGAUUACUUUAUUAAUCAUUCAUGCUGCUCGUAGUCGAUCAAAAACUUCACAAAAUAAAAUAACAUUAAGUCAAUUAAUAAAAAAACAAUUUUUUGUUCAAAAAGAACUUUAUAUAACUCCAAUGAUUAUUAUUGUUGCUGCUUUACCACAAGCUAUUCUUUCAUUUAGUUUAGCUUGUAUUGAAUUGAAUGAUUUUAAACGACAUUUAUUUUUAUCAACAUUUCUUCUUUCUUAUUCUCCACAAAUUCUUGGAUUUAUUCUUUAUGUUGUUCCAUCAACUGUAUUUAUGAAUGAAUUCAAACAAACAAAACUAGCAAAGAAAUAUUUGCAAUGGAUAAUUAAAACUUCAUCAAAAUAA
Molecule: messenger RNA, 5151 nt
Organism: Adineta steineri
Lineage: Eukaryota; Metazoa; Rotifera; Eurotatoria; Adinetida; Adinetidae
Source: the annotation of a GenBank genome assembly